UAUUUGUUUUGUCGUCAUCUUUAAGGGACACUAAUAGAGAUGUGGGUGCGAGCUGCUACGUUCCGGAGUCGGCUUUCCGAGGUCUGCCGGUUGCUCUCUACGCAUAGUAAGGUACCACCCAAACCCACAUGGAGCCUGGAGCCCAAAACAGAGAGACAGGAUAGCUGCGUUAACGCGGAAGUCAUUGAUCACUUGGAGCACUUGGCACUGGUAGAUUUCCGAAACCAAGAAGGUGUGCAGCGUUUGGAAAAGGCCAUCCAAUUUGCUAACCAGUUGCAUCGCGUGGAUACGGAUGGCAUUGAACCCUUAGCAUCUGUUCUAGAAGACAGACCCCUGUACAUUCGUAAAGACUGCGUCACAGCAGGGGGCUGUGCAGAAGACCUGCUUGAAAACGCCAAUGUCAUAAUAGAAGAGUACUUUGUAGCACCACCAGGUAACAUCCCUCUACCGACCCACAGCGAGAACGGCUACUUGACAAAGUUAGACAAGAUGUAGUUUAAAAUCCAAUGACCAAAAUCUGUUUAUUUGGACAGCUACAGAUGCUCUGUUUAUUUAACUGAAACAGUUUCAUAAUAAAAAGGAAAAAUACAUACAAACUUGA
Molecule: messenger RNA, 601 nt
Organism: Spea bombifrons (plains spadefoot toad)
Lineage: Eukaryota; Metazoa; Chordata; Amphibia; Anura; Pelobatidae
Gene: GATC
Product: glutamyl-tRNA amidotransferase subunit C
Exons: 5
Coding region: 40-495 (151 amino acids)
Biological process (GO): glutaminyl-tRNAGln biosynthesis via transamidation; mitochondrial translation; regulation of translational fidelity
Cellular component (GO): glutamyl-tRNA(Gln) amidotransferase complex; mitochondrion
Molecular function (GO): glutaminyl-tRNA synthase (glutamine-hydrolyzing) activity
Source: RefSeq, a predicted model, not a curated record